Messenger RNA from Lindgomyces ingoldianus, 252 nucleotides. RefSeq lists its product as uncharacterized. The transcript is spliced from 2 exons. The coding region runs from base 1 to 252 and encodes 83 amino acids. The record is from RefSeq and is a predicted model, not a curated record. Lineage: Eukaryota; Fungi; Ascomycota; Dothideomycetes; Pleosporales; Lindgomycetaceae.
AUGGGUCUGAUAGAGAAGCUCCAAGCCAGACUUGAGCUCUACCGUCUUGAGCAGCGCUACACCCGCCGCGAAAAGCGUACCACCUUCUUCAGCGAUGCCCAGUAUGUGGACGGCGAGUACGUCUAUGCAUCGUCUCCCACAUCGACCAAGUCCUCGUCAUCGAACUCGUCAUCGACGAACAGCCGACGCUUUAGCAAGGCACCCGUGGUUAGGAUAAAGGAGCUCGCAAGGGUCGGAUCAGGUCGGUCGUAA